Messenger RNA from Zea mays, 3671 nucleotides. Its product is annotated as glucan endo-1,3-beta-glucosidase 3. Gene Ontology annotation, molecular function: hydrolase activity, hydrolyzing O-glycosyl compounds. NCBI's taxonomy places the organism in Eukaryota, Viridiplantae, Streptophyta, Magnoliopsida, Poales, Poaceae. The coding region runs from base 1484 to 3460 and encodes 658 amino acids. Gene Ontology annotation, biological process: carbohydrate metabolic process. The record is from RefSeq and is a predicted model, not a curated record. The transcript is spliced from 11 exons.
UUUCCCUUCUCUUCGCUUUGUUUUUUAUCUUCUCGACAAAACCUCCAAGGCACCUCCGUUCCCCGUUCGUCCUCCACACCUGUAUCUCUUCCCCAUGGCCGGGCUCGGCGCUGGACUGGGAGCACGCCCUUCCGCGACCUUCUAGGCCGGGCCUUCUAGGACGGAAGGCUCCGGCCACUCACUGUCGCUGCCCCUCUCCGUCCCGUCGGCUCCGGUACGGAUAGGCACGAUCGCUCUGCCCAUGUUCUCUGCAUCUGCGUGCCAAUUCGUAAAAAAAUAGCUUCGCUGCCUGCUCUCGUGUCAGUGUUCUUCCCACCGGGUGGACAUUGAUACGAGAUCAUGUGCUAGGCUUCAGAGAACCGCGGCACAUUUCGCGGCGCAUGCUUACUGGUAAAGUGGUAAAUUUAAUUGUUGCACUGUACUUCUAUCCAAUUUAUGUCAGUUCCACAUACAGACAUACUUGCCUUUUGUGCCAGUAAUAGUUGAGUUUUGAGUGAACCUAUUUUUUUACUUGCUUGGGUUGGUUACAUGCCUCCCUUAUAUGUUUUAGGACUCAGAUUGAAAAUUAAUUUUAUGCCGACUCACGUGACAUCGUGCUGUUUAAAUGAUUUUAUUGCCACCUGUCCUUAACACUCUGCAUGGUUAUCAGACACUUCUAGUAAACAAUACACUCAUGACUCAUCUAGUCAUCUCCAUAUCUGUUUCUGCACAUAUCUAGUUUGCUUUCUCCUUGCUGUUUCAAGGUGCAACUAUGGACCCAUCGGGUGGCUUUGGAUGGAGUGUACUGCUCUAGAUAGUUGUGAAGUUGGAGUUCCUAAUGUCAUUGUCCGCGAAGGCAUUUUUUUUGUGUGCAGGUUACAACUAAGGUCGUUUUGCUAUAACUAGGCCUAACUAAUCCUCCCAGUUUGCAUUGUUGGCUUGUUGCCGGCAAAUUCGUAGUGCCAAAACGAUGCUUUACUGUGUCAAGCAGGCUCACAUGGGUGGAAGAUGAGCUUAUGGAGUACCUGACAUUCUACAACUGUCAAAACUGGAUGGAACACUACCUGAACCAGUGUAAAGUGGUUUCCAAGAAGCAGAAUAUCUCCAAGGAAUGACUUGGGACGAGGUACCUAAGAGAUAUGAGUGGAAUAUCUUCAAGAUGUUAGCUAAGGAUAGGUGCGCUCGGAGACUAGCAAUUAACAUAAAAGGCCACCUUUGAGGCGUGGAAAGGCCGACCAUCUUAUGUUAGUUCAAAAGGAUUGCCAGAACUAUGCAAGGGCUUAAUGGAUUACUGGAACGAGAGCUGCUUGCAAACUUGUUGCCCAUGUUCUUGACUUUGCUGGGACUUCAGUUAAGCCAUCCAUUACUUCAAAUGAAAUUGACGCAGCAGUUCAUGAUAUGAUCAUUGAGGCUGCUACCUAUCCUUCUCCACUUGGAUAUCGUGGAUUUCUAUAUGUACAUCAGUAAAUGAGUCUGUCAAGGGAUACCUGAUUCAGCUCCUCAGAUGCAGAAUGGGGAUAUUAUAAAUAUUGAUGUAAAUGUGUUCCAGAAUGGAUACCAUGGGGGUACCUUCAGAACAUUUGCAUGUGGACAGGUGAAUGAUUCUAUCAAGCAUUUUCUCAAUGACCAGCUCCAUCCAUCCAGCACCAAGCGGCAAGCACGCACGCUCCCACUCCCACGCCAACGCCACGCAGCAGAAAUCAGCAAUCUUGGGGGUGGGAGGGAAGGAGAUUCCUGGAGAAAGCGAUCGAGUGCGCAUCAAAAGAAGCAGUCUUGGACGAAAGAAGCAGUCCCGGAGGCCGGCACGAGCAGGAGCAGGCGCAGCAGGGCACACUACCAAAUCCCAAUGGGGAGCAGGAGCGGAGGAGGGAGUGUCAGUGGCAGCUGCUUGCUACUCUUCCCCUUCCUCCUCUUGCUCCACCUCAUCUCUCUUCGCUCAGGCCCAUCGGCGGUGCUGGUGUCGGCGGCGGGGUCCGGCGAGCCGUACGUGGGCGUGACGAUCGGCACGCAGGUGACGAACCUGCUGUCGCCGUCGGACCUGGCGUCGUUCCUGCGCGCGCAGCGCAUCACCCGCGUGCGGCUGUACGACGCGGACCCGCGGCUGCUGUCGGCGCUAGCGGCCUCCGGCGUGCGUGCCAUCGUGGGGGUCCCCAACGACGAGCUCCUGGCGCUGGGGUCCUCCCCGGCGACGGCCGCCUCCUGGGUGUCCCGCCGCGUGGUCCCCUUCGCGGGCGUGAACUCCAGCACCCCGAACGUCGUCUCCGCCAUCGCCGUCGGGGACGAGGUCCCGACCGCGCUCCCGUCGGCGCUGCCCGUGCUGCUCCCGGCCAUCCGGUCCCUGGCGGCCGCGCUCGCCGCCGCCAACCUCUCGUCCAUCCCGGUGUCGACGCCGCUGCCCUUCUCCGUGGUGGUGGACCCGUUCCCGCCGUCGCAGGCCUUCUUCAACCAGUCCCUGGACAAGUCGUUCGUGGCGCCGCUGCUGGCGCACCUCGCCAACACGUCGGCGCCGCUGAUGCUGAACCUGUACCCCUACUACUCGCUGAUGCAGAGCAAGGGCGUGAUCCCGCUGGACAACGCGCUGUUCCGGCCGCUGCCGCCGUCGAUGGAGAUGGUGGACCCGAACACGCUGCUCCGGUACACGAACGUGUUCGACGCGAUGCUGGACGCGGUGCGCGUGGCCGUGCGGAACCUGAACGCGACGGGCGGCGCGGGCGUGCCGAUCCUGGUGACGGAGACGGGGUGGCCGUCGUACGGGGACCGGCGCGCGGAGCCGUACGCGGGAAGGGACAACGCGGACGCGUACAACUCGAACCUGAUCAAGCACGUGCUGGAGGAGAAGGCCGGCACGCCCAUGGCGCCCGGCGCCGGCGCGCAGUCCAGCGCCUACAUCUACGAGCUCUUCAACGAGGACCUCCGGGCGGGCCCCGUGUCGGAGGCGAACUGGGGCCUGUUCUACGGGAACGGCACCCCGGUGUACCUCCUGCACGUGUCCGGCGCGGACGGGUUCCUGGGGAACGACACGACGGACCGGACCUUCUGCGUGGCCGCCGACGACGCGGACCAGAAGGCGGUGCAGGCGGCCAUGGACUGGGCGUGCGGGCCCGGGCGCGCCGACUGCACGGCGAUACAGCCCGGGCAGGCGUGCUACCAGCCCGACGACGUGCGCAGCCACGCGUCGUUCGCGUUCGACGCCUACUACCAGUCCCAGGGCCGCGCCGCCGGCUCGUGCUACUUCCAGGGCGCCGGCAUGGUCACCACCGUGGAUCCGAGUCAUGACAGCUGUUUAUUUCCUGGAAGUAAGCUGCUGAACAACGCCACUGGAUCCGGCAACACGAACACAUCUUCGACACCUACAAGUGACGCUGAGGGAUCUGCGAUAUGGAGACUAAGAACUGGGAGGGACAAAGGGCUGUUGCUCUUCCUUCGGUUGGUACUUAGCAUUGCGGUGGCUAUCGUGGUGGAUUCGAACUUUUGGACAUGACAAGAGGUUGCUAGCUGUAUAAUAAACUAAAGCCAGAAAUUUUGGGUGGUAUGUUAGAGGAGGAAGGAAGGAGGUGGGCGGGGGAUUGGGUUAUGCUUAGUGAUUCUUUAUUGUUAGAUAAGCAUUAAUAAAUUGCUCAUUUUUCUUCAUCUGAUGAAAUGUGUCUAUAAUUUGUUGAAAUGUCCCGAUAUUUCAAUCUGCUGGGUUCAUG